UUUGGCUCAUGCUGGCUCAAGAGCGGCUAGCGAGGCCCACCGCACCGAAACCCACACCCAGCGCCCAGUGAGCUGCCCAUGCCGCUGCCUCCGACGACUCUGCCCAUCGUCCGGCGCGGCUCCCGCCUGCUCCCGCCGGACGCCGCCGAGGAGGGCCCCGGCCUGCCCGCCGCCCGCCGCGCGGCCGCGGGCCUCCUCUCCGGCGGCUCCAGCGAGGCGACCUCCGACGCUGGGGACGAGCGCAGCGUCACGGUCAAGAACACGUUCCUGGACGUGUCCUCCAGCGAGGACCUCGCGGAGUCGCCGCGGCUCGCCCAGACCUGGAGCGUGGGGGCCUGGACCGCGCAGGUCUGCUCCGCCCGCCCGGAGCCCCGGGGGCCGCGGGCGGAGGAGGCCGCCCCGUGCCUUUUCGAGAGCACCCCGUGGGGCGACUCGCCCGCGGCCAGGGCCGCGAGCCUGCUGCCCCAGGAGCCCGCGCGGGAGGUCCUGCUGCAGGUCCCCCUGCGGCUGUGCCCGGGCCACCCGCUCGCCGGUGGGGCGCUGGGCGGCCUCGAGGUGGAGGUGCGGCACGAGGGCGGCCAGACGGUCGUCACCCUGCGCCUCGGAGCGGGCCGCCCCGGGGACGUCGCGCUGGCGUCCCCGCCUUCGGUGGCCAGCGCGGCCCCGUCCGCGGCCUCGAGCCAGGCCUCGAGCCCAACGCCCUCCGAGAGGGGCGGUGCACCGCCGCCUCCGCCCUCGGCACGGCCGAGGCGCGGCGGCGCCACGGGCGCGGGCGCGAGGCCCGCCGGGGAGAAGAGCGGGAUGGUCUGCUGCCACUGGAAGAACAAGGGUUGGUGCAGGUACCAGGACACCUGCAAGUUCCAGCACCCGCCGCACAAGCAGGGCGCGGGUCUCGCCGCGGAUGCGGCCUCGGCGCUGGCCCAGCAGCAUGCGCAGCAGCGGCGGCACGCGCCCGGCGCAGCGCCGCAGGUCAGCACCAGCCCGGAGGCGUGGGGCGUGGGCCCCGCGGCCGUCCUCACGGGUUUCGGGCCGCCGCCCGCGCCGCCGCCGGCAUAUCCUCCCAUGCUCGCCCGACCCGCUGUGGCCGCCGUGCCUGCCCGGUAGGCUCGUCCGCGGCGGCUGCGUUGCAGGGGCGUGGCUCGGGCGGGUCGGGCCGCAGAGGCCGGGUCCAGAGCAGCGGGCCUGUGGCGGCCGUGAGCGUGGGAGCCGCAGGGUCGUCGGAACCAGAGCUAUCCCCCGCAGGCCGCGGCAUGUCCAGGUCGCCUCUGAUGGAAAGACGUUGGAGGCUGAAUUACCCGAACCAUGGUGCUCGGACGUAUGCCAUAGCUAAGUCAUGGCAGAUUCGGUGCACCAGUUUCCUCCGGUCCUUGGGGCCUCGAGCGCACGUGCGCGCAAACGUGGAGAGCAAGUGGUUUCGAUUUUUGUUGGUGUGUUGAACCCGCAGUUUCUUUUAGUUGGUCUUCCAAGCCGUCUGAAUCCGAAAGCCACAUGUGCUUUCUGGCAAUUCUGUUGCCCACUGACGAGGUGAUCCUUUUGUCUUGCGGGGCAUUCAGUCGUUUGCGUUGCCGCCGCAGUGUGCCUGCUGACCAUUGCCGAGAUGAUACUGUCAUCGUUUGGGGUAUUUUGUCGUCCGUGCCCCCGUGCCGGCAAGCCAUCGCUCAGAUGGCAGGGAGACUUGCUAAGCCUCGACUCCGCUCGUGGUUGCCAGGGGGAAAACAAAU
This is a messenger RNA of Prorocentrum cordatum, 1721 nucleotides long. The record is from the annotation of a GenBank genome assembly. Lineage: Eukaryota; Dinophyceae; Prorocentrales; Prorocentraceae.